This is a messenger RNA of Frieseomelitta varia, 9849 nucleotides long. RefSeq names its product filamin-A (gene cher). Lineage: Eukaryota; Metazoa; Arthropoda; Insecta; Hymenoptera; Apidae. The transcript is spliced from 23 exons. Gene Ontology annotation, biological process: actin cytoskeleton organization. Gene Ontology annotation, molecular function: actin filament binding. The coding region runs from base 468 to 7721 and encodes 2417 amino acids. The record is from RefSeq and is a predicted model, not a curated record.
UAGACUGAAUAAAAAUUGGACGGGCAUUGUAGUACGAAUAGAGGAUUUAAAUAAAAUCGUAAAGCUCUAAUGAACAAUAGAAAUGGCGACAGAAAGAACAGUGAUAGUGAGAAAGGGAUAGUGAGAGAAACAGACAGAUCGGUGCGUGUGUAUAUAUAGUUUGCUAGUCAGAGUGGGAGGGUGUUGAAGACGAGGGGAUAGCUAUUCUCGGAGUUUGUUCGGUACAUUUUCCCUCUCUUCCAAAUUCGGUGGCGGUAAACGUCAGUAAACCUUUCUAAAUCGUAUCGAAUAGUGCAAAGAAUUUCUUCUCUUUAUCACAUCGUUUAAAUGUAAAUUGUGCUUGUGGUCAAGUCAUAUCAAAAGCGUGAAAGAGUGAAUCACAUUCGAAGGAGAAUUAUUAGCGUGAAUUUAUAUUUUAUUGAUAGGUCUAUUUUGUCCUGUAAAUAAGGAGCGAACCGGCCGAUAAAAUGUGCGAGAACGAUAAGUCAGUCAAGUGCGAGAACGCAGAGGAAGAGGACGACGACAUGUUCGAGCAAGACUUGCUGGAGGAUGCCCAGUGGAAACGGACGCAGCAAAACACGUUCACGAGAUGGGCGAACGAGAAGCUGAAAACGGUGAACAGGCAGAUCGAUGAUUUGGAAUAUGAUUUGUCCGAUGGUCUUCUACUCAUCAGUUUGAUCGAGGUGCUCGCGCAGAAGAAGCUACCAAAACACAGUCAGAAGCCCGUCUUCAGGUCACAGAAAUUGGAAAACGUAUCGGUGGCAUUGAAGUUUUUGGACGACGAGGGAAUAAGGAUCGUUAACAUCGAUUCAACGGACAUCGUCGAUUCGAAGCUCAAGUUAAUCCUGGGUUUAAUAUGGACCCUAAUUUUACAUUAUUCGAUAUCGAUGCCUCUUUGGAAUGGGGAGGAGGGAUCCCAGACCGAGGGACCAAAACAAAGACUCAUCAGGUGGAUCAAAAGCAAAGUUCCCGAAUUAUCAAUCAGUAAUUUCACUACUGAUUGGAACGAUGGUCGUGCUAUCGGUGCUUUGGUCGAUGGAGUUGCAUCCGGUCUUUGUCCCGAUUGGCAGAAUUGGAAUAAAAAUGAUGCAAUUCGAAAUGCAUCAGAAGCAAUGCAAUUAGCCGAUGAUUGGCUGAACAUACCUCAGCUCAUCAAGCCAGAGGAGAUGGUUAAUCCAAAUAUAGACGAAAUGUCGAUGAUGACAUAUUUGAGUCAAUACCCUAACGCAAAACUAAAGCCAGGAGCACCUCUUAGACCACGUACUAAUCGAAAUAGAGUACGUGUUUACGGUCCUGGAAUUGAACCAAAUGGUGUAGUUGUAUCAACACCGACUACUUUCACUGUUGAAACAUUUUCUGCUGGUAAAGGAGACGUUGAUGUCAUCGUGGAAGAUGCUCAAGGAAAUAAAAUUCCGGUCGAUAUCAGAUUCAACAAUGACAAAAAUCUCACCUAUUCUGUGUCGUACACUCCGAGGAGCGCAAUGCCGCAUAAAGUGAAAAUAUUCUUUGCCGGAAGAGAAAUUCUAAAAAGUCCAUACGUGAUAAAUGUAGACACACCAACAGGCGAUCCUAACAAAGUUACAGCGAGUGGGCCAGGAUUACAGCCAGAAGGAGUUGCACUAAACAGAUCUACCUUCUUUGGUAUAUUCACAAAAACUGCUGGACGUGGUGCACCUGCAGUUACAAUUUUGAACGCACAAGGGUUAAGCGUGCCGGUGAAAUUACGUCAAACUCUACCAGAAGUAUGGAGAUGCGAAUACAUCCCGACUGAAUCUGGCUUACAUUCGGUGAAUGUGUCCUUUGCUGGAAAACCUAUACCUGAAAGUCCCUUCAACGUUAACAUAAGCUCAACAUCAGAGGUUCAGAAGUGUAGAGCUUAUGGACGAGGAUUGUUACCGAAUGGAGUCCGCGUUCAGGAUGAUGCAGAUUUCGUCAUAGUUACGAAGGAUUUUGGUGAAGAUGUGCCUGGAAUUAAAAUCAUUGGUCCUGGAGGGGUUAAUCAAUCAGUGCAAGUGGUUAGAGUCGAUUCAAAAACGUACAAGUGCAAUUACACGCCGAUGAAAGAGGGACGAUAUAUGGUGAUGAUAACGUACUGCGGAAAAGAAAUUUACAAGUCACCUUUCGAAGUGAACGUUGGUCCUUACAAGGAAUCGGCGAUCAAAGCUUAUGGUCCUGGUCUCCGCGGUGGUAUCGUUGGUCACACGGCGAAAUUUAUUAUCGACACGCAAAGAGAAACUGCUAGCCUUGGAUUCGCGAUCGAGGGACCAUCGGAAGCGAAGAUCUUUUGUCAUGACAAUGGGGAUGGAACUGGUGUUAUAUCUUACCUACCAACUGCUCCAGGAUACUAUGCUGUUCAUAUUCGUUGCAACAACGAGGACAUUCCGAAAUCACCGUACCUCGUGCAUAUCUUGCCGAAAAGCGACUUCGAUCCUGACAAGGUUGAGGUAUAUGGUCCAGGAAUUCAAGCGGAGACACUUCACUGUAAAAAACCAACGAAUUUCACAGUGGACGUAAGAAAAGCUGGCCAAGCGCCGUUGGAAGUCAUCGCGCAAGAUGCUCAAGGAAAAAACGUUUCUGUUCUGUUGGAGGAUAAGUACGAUGGCACUGUGCAAUGUCAUUAUACUCCCAUAUCUGCAUCAAAUCACGUUAUCAUGGUGAAUUAUGGUGGCGUAGCUACGAAACACUCUCCCUAUCGAAUGAAAGUGGAAGCACCGUUGAAUAUUGCUAAGCUAUCAGCAUACGGACCUGGACUCGAGAAGGGCGUCAAAUCAAACAUACCAACUCACUUUGUCGUCGACUGUCGCGAAGUUGGUCCAGGCCAACUUCGCGUGAGCAUAAAAGAUUCUGACAAGAAAGAGAUUCCGUUUUCACUGUCGGACAACAAGGACUGCACUUAUACAGUGACAUACGUAGCACGCGAACCAGGAACGUGCUUCGUUAAUUUGAAUUAUGGAGGCCUGAACGCACCUCAGUGUCCAAUAAAAGUGAACGUUCAAUCGCACAUCGACAUCUCGGAGGUUAAAGUGGAAGGCCUUGCAGAAACGGCUCCGGUGAACAGCCUGCAGCAAUUCCUCGUGAUAACGAAAGGCGCGGGCAAGCCAGCGGACUUUCAGGUGACGAUAACCGCGCCCUCGGGUAACCGUGUCAAGGCGCACGUGGUGCCGAUUCGUGAAGGCUACCUCGUGAAUUUCACGCCCACCGAGCUGGGCGAAUAUCUCUUGGGAAUCAGUUUCGGCGGUGAGCCGAUAUCGAAUCAACCGUACCGAUUAACGUGCGUGCACGGUUCAGACCCAGAAAAGGUACGAGCCACUGGUCCAGGUCUGACGCACGGAAUAGUAAAUAAACCGGCGGAAUUUGUGAUCGACACUCGGGGCGCUGGCCAGGGUAAUCUCGGCGUCACGGUCGAAGGACCGUGCGAAGCAGCGAUUAAUUGUCGCGACAACGGCGACGGGACCUGUUCCGUCGCCUAUCUGCCAACCGAGAUCGGCGAUUAUGGGAUCAAUAUCACGUUCAACGAGAAGCACAUCCCUGGCUCGCCUUUCCAGGCGAUCGUGGUGAAAGACGUCGAUGUAUCGAAGAUCAAGGUCACCGGAACCGGCAUUCAACCAAACGGCCCGUGCGUGAAUCGUGCAACAGAGUUCACGGUGGACGCGCGAUCGCUUCCAAAGACGAAAAACGAUCACGACAAAUUGUCCUGCAUAAUUAACAAUCCUGAUGGUAAUACCACUGAAAAAGUCAUCGCUCUACAAAGGGACGGAACCUAUUUAGUCAGUUACAAGCCAUUCGAGGAAGGACCUCACACUAUAGACAUACGCUACGAUAACAUUCCAGUUCCUGGUUCGCCGUUCACAGUCAACGUUCAAUAUUACAGCGAUCCUAGCAAAUGCAAGGCGCAUGGACCGGGUUUGGAAAAAGGAUACGUGAAUAAGUACAACACGUUCGUCGUAGAAACGAAAGAUGCCGGAAACGGCGGACUAUCGUUAUUGAUGGAAGGGACUGACUACGCAGAGGUGGCGUGUAAGAGAAACGACGAUGGCUACUGCACGGUGGAAUACUUCCCACCCUCGCCUGGUGACUACGACAUAUCCAUCAAAUUCGCCGAGCAACACAUUCCUGGAUCGCCGUUCAAAGUCGUGGUGGUUGACGAAAAGCAAGCGAGCAACGUGACCGCGUACGGCGAAGGUUUAGAAGUCGUUAGAGAAAAUAUCCCGACAAAAUUCAUGGUGAACACGUCGAAAUGCAAUCCGGCGCAAUUGAACGUCACGCUGAAGACCAACAAAGGACGCGUUCAGAAGCCAGUGAUCAAGAAUUGUGGGAACGGUUUGUUCGAAGUAACGUAUCAGCCGCCGUCACCUGACAGCGAUCUGCAAGUUGGAGUGAUGUUCGACGGUGAGAACAUUCCAGGAAGUCCUUUCAAGCCUCAGGUUUUGCCUACCGUAGAGCCGAAUAAGGUUGUUGUGUCGGGUCCUGGUGUGGCUCCUGUUUGCACCGCGUCUUUCCCAAUUAAUUUCGUGGUCGACACGUCUGAGGCUGGUUACGGCGACCUUGAAGUUCAAGUACUGGGUCCAGAUCAAGUGCCACGCAAGGUUGAAAUUCAGAACCUGGGUGAUGGAAAGUACAAAGCGACUUAUCUACCCGACGACUGCGGCCGUUACAAAGUCAACGUUAAAUACGGCGACAAAGAAAUACCAGGCUGUCCUAUCAACGUUCAGAGCGUAUCCACUGGUAAAGCCGAGAAGUGUAAAAUCAAGGAAGGUAUUCAACGCACUUUGGCUCAGGGUGAAGAGUACUGUAUCACUGUCGAUACUGAAAAUGCUGGCCGUGGUGCGGUCACCUGUCGCAUACGAUCUACCUCUGGAAGUGAAGUGGUGGAUAUCGAUAUUGAAGACAACGGCGAUGGCACGGUGAACAUUUAUUAUACUGUGGCGGAUGCUGGUGAUUACACCCUCAGCAUCAAGUUUGGUGGUCAACCGAUACCAGAGGGAUUUUACACAUUCACAGCGUCAGAGGAGUAUCGAGAGCACAGCACCCAUAAAACUCACAGAGCUAAGAAAACCAGACAGAAACAGGAGCAACACAUCGUAGAGCAGCACAGCUCAACCGUUCAGGAAAGUUCCAGUGUAUCCACGAAGAAGAAUUUCAACGAAGUCCGAUUGAACAACAUCCUUUUACCAUUAUUGGACGGCACCGUAACAUCUGAAGUGAAAAUGCCGAGCGGGAACUUGGACAAACCCGUGAUCGAGGAUAAUCGAGACGGCACAGUGUCGAUUAGGUACGAUCCCAGGGAAGAAGGACAGCACGAGCUUGCAGUGAAAUUCAAUGGCGAACACGUCCAAGGUUCACCGUUCAGAUUCCACGUGGACUCUCUAGCGAGUGGCUACGUGACAGCGUACGGACCAGGCCUGAUAUACGGUGUCUGCGGUGAACCAGGAAACUUCAACAUCUCUACAAAAGACGUAGGACCUGGUGGUCUCUCGCUCUCCAUCGAAGGGCCGGGCAAAGCAGCGAUCUCCUGUCACGAUAAUAAAGAUGGCACAAUUUCAGUUUCUUACUUACCAACCGAUCCAGGGGAAUAUAAAAUCGGCGUGAAAUUCGGUGGCAAACACAUUCGCGGCAGUCCUUACGUUGCCAAAAUCACAGGCGAGGGUCGCAAGAGGAACCAAAUCUCGGUCGGUUCGUCCAGCGAGGUCCAACUGCCGGGCAAAGUGACAGACUCUGACAUCAGAUCCUUAAACGCCUCGAUCACAGCCCCGAGCGGCCUCGAAGAGCCAUGCUUCUUGAAGACGUUACCAAACGGCAACAUGUGCGUGUCGUUCACUCCUCGCGAGGCCGGCCCUCACACGGUGGCGGUGAAAAAGAUGGGCAAACACAUCCCUAACUCGCCGUUCAAGAUCGACGUGAAAGAUCGCGAGGUCGGCGACGCGAAGAAGGUGAAGGUGUCCGGGCCUGGCCUGGUCGAGGGUAAAACUCACGUGGAGAACAACUUCUCCAUCGACACGAGGAACGCUGGCUUUGGUGGUCUCUCGCUGUCGAUCGAGGGGCCGAGCAAGGCCGAGAUUCAGUGCAAGGACAACGAGGACGGGACACUGAACAUCUCGUACAAGCCCACCGAGCCUGGCUACUACAUAGUGAACUUGAAGUUCGCCGACCAUCACGUGGAGGGUUCACCUUUCACGAUAAAAGUGACCGGCGAGGGUAGCAAUCGCCAGAGGGAGAAGAUUCAGAGACAGAGGGAGGCUGUGCCCAUCACCGAGGUUGGUAGCCAGUGUAAGAUAACGUUCAAGAUGCCUGGGAUCACGUCGUUCGAUCUCGCGGCGACGGUCACUUCGCCGGGAGGCGUGACGGAAGACGCUGAGGUCAAGGAAGUUGAGGACGGCCUGUACGCGGUUGCUUUCGUGCCGAAGGAGCUCGGCGUACACACGGUUUCCGUUCGUUACAAGGAGAUCCACAUCCCUGGAUCACCGUUUCAAUUUACCGUGGGACCGUUCAGAGACAGUGGCGCGCACCGGGUCCACGCCGGUGGCCCUGGUCUGGAGAGAGGUGAACAGGGCGAACCGUGCGAGUUUAACAUUUGGACGAGAGAGGCCGGAGCUGGUACUCUGGCUGUUUCCGUGGAGGGACCCAGCAAGGCUCAGAUCGACUUCAAGGAUCGAAAGGAUGGCAGCUGUUACGUUAGCUACGUUGUUUCCGAGCCGGGUGAAUACAGGGUAGGGAUAAAGUUCAACGAUCAACAUAUUCCCGAUUCGCCUCACAAGGUUUACAUAUCACCGGCGAUGGGCGAUGCUCAUAAGCUGGAAGUGGCGCAAUUUCCGGAAUCCGGCGUGCAACCAGACAAGCCAGCCACCUUCCUCGUUCGCAAAAAUGGUGCCAAGGGUGAACUUGACGCGAAGAUCGUGUCCCCCAGUGGUAUCGAGGAUGACUGCUUCAUCCAAGGUAUCGACACCGACACUUACUCUGUGCGAUUCAUGCCAAGGGAGAACGGCAUUCACAACAUCCACGUGAAGUUCAACGGGGUUCACAUACAGGGUAGCCCGUAUCGUAUCAAAGUGGGCAAAGUGGACGCCGAUCCGGCCGCAUUGCACGCAUACGGGAAUGGCCUGAAGGAGAUCAAAACUGGCCAGAAGACAGACUUUAUCAUUGACACGUGCAACGCCGGAAGUGGCGUGCUGUGCAUAACGGUGGACGGCCCGAGCAAAGUAGCGAUGGAUUGCACAGAGGUUGAAGAAGGCUACAAAGUUAGAUACACACCCUUGGUACCUGGCGAUUAUUAUAUCAGCAUCAAAUACGAUGGAUAUCACAUCGUUGGCUCGCCGUUUAAGGUCCCUUGCACAGGUGCGGAUCUGGCAGAGAGAGGCGCGCAAGAAACGAGUUCAAUUGUGGUGGAAACUGUUCAAAAGAUUUCGAAAUCGAAGCAAGCUGGACCAGUUUUACCCCUUUUCAAAUCAGAUGCCAGUAAGGUAACGAGCAAAGGAAUGGGUCUGAAAAAGGCAUACCUUGGCAAACAGAAUGUGUUUACCGUAAAUGCUAGCGACGCUGGCAAUAACAUCUUGUACGUUGGUGUGUACGGACCCAAAGGUCCAUGCGAUGAAGUGUCCAUGAAGCACACAGGUCGCAAUAAUUACAACGUGAGCUACAUGGUUCGCGAAAGGGGUGAAUACAUUGUUAUUGUAAAAUGGGGUGACGACCAUAUCCCUGGAUCUCCAUACAAAGUCGAAGUAUAAAAUAAAUAUAUCCUAGAAUUAAAAAAAAAAAAAGAAAAAAAAAGGAAAGAAGAACGUGAAAAGAAGAUUCCAAUAAAACUCUGCGAUAAUUUUGCUUUCUAUCAGAGUCUUCUGUAUUGAUUGUUCCAUCUUUGAGUCAUCGAUAAUUGCCGAUGAAAUACCUAUCUACUUGAACGAAUAGAAUAAAAUGAAGCGUAUAAUAAACGUAGUGAAACUUGCAAACUCGUGAAGAUCUUGAGACGAAUAGCGUUAUUUUCGAUUAACUCUUAACUGGUGUCGUUCAGGAAUUUUUAAUUAUAUUUCAGUAUAACUUUGACUUACAUUUGAGAAUUGCAGAAAAUGCAAAAUAUAGACUCGAAUACGUUAAAUUUCGUGAUCUAUGACUCGGUGAUACUACUUGAGAGUUAAGCACGAAAAUACGUCUUACAUUUUCACUAAGUUUUUGUGAGAAAUUAAACGAUACGAAAGGUUAAGGAAUUAUUUCAGCGAAAAAGCAGAAUGUUCUUCGAACGUAAGCUUCUUACGCGUUUCCAUCUAAAUUCAAAUUUCACAACGUGGUAAGAAUUCGAAAAAAUUGUGAGAUUAUUUAUGGUUGAUCGUUUAACUAUUUUGCACCACGUGUAAAGAAUAUAAAAUUUCUUCGCAGAAUAGCGCGCCAAACGCAAGAUCGAUUGUCGAUCGAGUAAGAAAUUAAGUUUCGUCAAUUAUUUUCGUGAGGAACCAAAUAAUUAUAAGCAGAUUACAUAUAUUGAUUGUAAGUGUGUGAGACAGUUAAGAAUUCCCCCCCUGAGAAAGAAACUCGCGUUACCUUGGUCUUUUACUUGUAUAGCAAGCAGUAUUUAGCUAGCUCCAUUAGAAGAAGAAAGUGAAAUCAAGAUUCCAACGAAUCCCUGCGAUAAUCGAGCCUCUCGUUGAGUCAAAUCGAUUAAUUCCACAAAACAGAGAAUAGAAAAAUUGACGAAAUAGCAUCAAUUCUCUUUUAAGAUAUUUUUAAUGAUCAUUAUAUUAUGUAGCUUUUGUCUGACGACAUACAAAAUGUAUAAAUAACGCUUCUGAGAUAAGCUAUUUACUAUUCCAGGUCUAAACAAAUUUGUGUCUAAUUGUUGAGAAAAUUUAUUUUAAAUAUAAAAAAGCGUCAAGUGUUUCGACACAAAAAUUUGAAGAAUUUUAGAUAUAAAAAGAAUUAAUCAUCGAAAAAAUUUAGCGAUUUAUUAAAAAGGUAUUAAAAGUUAGAGAUUUAUUAAAAAGGUAUUAAAAAGUUAAGCGCCAGUGUUUUGGCACUAAAAUUUAAGGAAUUGUACAUAUAAAAAUUGAAGCGUUCUAGCACUAGUCUCGCAAUUAAAAAAAAAAAUGUUUUAGAUUUAUUUUAGACAUGAAGAAGUCGUUAAAGAAAAAAUAUUUUAGAUUUAUUUAAAACAUGAAGAAAAAGUUAAACAUGAAAAGUCAGUCAAGUUGUUUCGACGUUAAAAUUUAAAUGAAUUUUAGAUAUUUAUUAGAAAAUUUAAGCACCGUGCUUUGCAAUUUACAGAAAAUUUAGAGAUCUGUUUUAGAUGUAGGAAGUUAAGCAUCAAUCUGAUAUUUUAUAAGAAAAUUUGGAAAUUUAUUUUAGACGUAAAAAGUUAAGUUAAUCAACUGAAUGUUUCGAGAUUAGAUUUUAAAGAAUAAGUAGAAAGUGGAGUUAAUCACUUUGGCCCGAUUUUCCUUCGUGUCCAGACAGACUCUCUCCUCUAUCAAUUGUUCCAUCUUAUUAGAGUGUUUCAUGUUGUUUAAACAGUUUCCUCGUCAGAUGGUUGGUUACGAUGUUGUAGCGUGCACUAUAGAGUAGCCUGGUUUCGAAUGACAUAUCUAGAUGUUAUUCAUUCAAUUGAACGAGUGAUAAAGAAAAAAUGAUAAAUACAAUGUGGACGGCGAAAUAAGUCAAUUAUUUUUAUCUGAGAGAAGUAAGGAACACCGAUUGUGCCUUGUGUUCUAGAUCCAGACAUUUGUUCGAUUAAAGUGCGUUCUAUAGAUGCAUCUGUUCUCCGCUGCGUAAUUAUGAUUUUAAUGCGAUUGGAUUAGAAACACGCGGGCUAAAAGUUUCGAUGAUUAUAAAUUAUACGAAAACUGAAAUAAAUGAUAUGUUUAUUAA